Closterium sp. Naga37s-1 is the source of this 3753-nucleotide messenger RNA. NCBI's taxonomy places the organism in Eukaryota, Viridiplantae, Streptophyta, Zygnematophyceae, Desmidiales, Closteriaceae. The record is from the annotation of a GenBank genome assembly.
AUGGAUGACUCCUUAAGACCCAAGGACUUUCGAGAGCUAGUUCAGAGAGUGACAACGAGGUGUCGAGAUACGUGCAGCCAGCAUGCGGCGGAGCUUUUGGGCGAGCAAGAUAAGUCUUCGAAUGUUAUACCUAAGGCAGCGCAGAUCGAGCUGAAGCAGCUCUCGUCACGCCUAACUUCUGCCAUAGACUCCGUCGCUUCUGUUACGAAAGAUCAAGGUCUACAGGAAACAGCUUUUUCGGGCCCCGACGACAACCAGCUUUUAGCGUUAUCCAAGGCGCAGGCGGAGGCUCUUGAGUCAGAAAUAAAGGAGCUGGCUGUAUUAGUAAAGCAGCGACGGACGAAGUGCCCGUUGCGACUCGACACGCGGGCCAUGCUCGAGUCGCCGCUCUCCGCGGUGUCAGCUGCAUCGGCUGCUGUUCCCGGACUUCCCGCGGAAACCGGGAUGUUCCGAUCCGCGCUACACGUGUCCGCACGGCAGCUCCGGACCGCGAUUGGUGGAGCUGCUCGGCUUUCAAGCAGCCACGUCGGCAGGCUCCCCCUUCCAGCCUCCGUCGUUCCCUUAUCCGCCACCCACCUCCCCCUGCACCCGCUUCCGCUCCUCUCCCGCGCCUCCCCUUCCGCUCUAUCCGCCUCCGCGCGCCGUUUCCCCUCCCGCUUGUCCCCGCCGUACGGGGCAGGUCGGGCGCGGAGCGUCGCCGCGGCCUCCGCAGCCGCGGAUGGGUCCGACGCCGCGCCUGCAGUAGCUGUUGCUGCGGACGAGGCGGAGCGCGUUAGCGGCGCUGGCGCCGCUGACGGUUCUGUGCCUGCAGAGGGAGGUGCUAAGGCGAAGGGGGGGAAGAAGGGCGCGCGGAAGGGGGGAAAUGGCGCAACGUCUGGCGCAACUGCUGGUUCUGGAGGGGAGAGCGCGGGGGAGGAUGACGUGGAGGUGGAGCUGCCACGUGAGCCGCUUCCGACCAAUGAGAGCUCGGAGAAGCUGCUGCGGAUCAGACACACGUCCGCGCACGUGAUGGCGAUGGCGGUGCAGCGGUUGUUCCCCAAGGCGCAGGUGACAAUCGGGCCGUGGAUUCAGAACGGCUUCUACUACGACUUUGACCUCGACCAGCCGCUCACUGACAAGGAUCUCAAGAAGAUCAAGAAGGAGAUGGACAAGAUCAUCUUCAAGAACCUGCCUCUGCGCCGCGAGGAGGUGUCACGGGAGGAGGCAGCGCGGCGCAUCAAGGAGAUCAACGAGCCGUACAAGCUGGAGCUGCUGGACAGCAUCAAGACGGAGCCCAUCACCAUCUACCACAUUGGUGACGAGUGGUGGGAUCUGUGCGCCGGGCCUCAUGUGGAGAGCACAGGAAAACUGCCCCGCAGGGCGAUCGAGCUGCAGUCAGUGGCAGGGGCGUACUGGCGGGGGGAUGAGACGAGGGCCAUGCUGCAGCGCAUCUACGGCACGGCGUGGGAGAGCGAGGCGCAGCUGCUGCAGUACCGGCAGCAGGUGGAGGAGGCCAAGCGCAGGGACCACCGGAGGUUGGGCAAGGAGCUGGGGCUAUUCUCCAUCCAGGAGGACGCAGGGGGCGGACUGGUGUUCUGGCACCCUCGGGGGGCGAGAGUGAGAGCGAUGAUAGAGGAGCAUUGGAGAAAGGAGCACCUGCGGCAGGGGUAUGAGCUGCUGUACACGCCGCACAUGGCCAAGCUGGACCUCUGGAAGACCAGCGGGCACUACGAGUUCUACCGCGAGAACAUGUUUGACCAGAUGGAGGUGGAGGAGGAGCAUUAUCAGAUCCGCCCCAUGAACUGCCCCUUCCACAUCAUGCUCUACAACGACUCGCUGCACUCCUACCGUGAUCUCCCCAUCAGGUGGGCCGAGUUGGGCACAGUGUACCGCUAUGAGCGUUCGGGUACAAUGCAUGGGCUCUUCCGCGUACGCGGAUUCACCCAGGAUGACGCGCACAUCUUCUGUCUGCCCUCUCAGAUCAGGGACGAGAUCCGAGGGGUAUUGGACCUCACAGAGGCGAUGCUGACGGACUUUGGCUUCCAGCAGCUGGAGAUCAACCUCUCCACACGCCCGGAGAAAUCUGUUGGAGAUGACGCCAUUUGGGAGCAGGCUACUCAGGCGCUGAGGGAGGCGCUGCAAGACAAGGGGUGGGAUUACACCGUGGACGAGGGUGGGGGAGCGUUUUACGGGCCCAAGAUAGAUGUGAAGAUCAUGGAUGCCAUUGGGCGCAAGUGGCAGUGCUCCACCAUCCAGGUGGACUUCAAUCUGCCGCACCGCUUCAACAUGGUCUAUGCGGAUGCGGACGGCACUCGCCGCCCGCCCAUCAUGAUCCACCGCGCCAUCUUUGGGUCCCUGGAGCGGUUCUUUGGCAUUCUCAUUGAGAACUAUGCGGGCGACUUCCCCCUCUGGUUUGCGCCCACUCAGCUGCGCCUGCUGCCAGUCACAGACUCCGAGGUGCCCUUCUGCAAGGAAGUGGUGGCCACCUUAUUGGAGCGGGGCAUUCGUGCUGAGGUGGCGAGCGGUGAGAGGCUGGGCAAGCUGAUUCGCAAUGCGGAGACACAGAAGAUUCCGGUGAUGGCUGUGGUUGGCCCCAGGGAGGUGGAGUCUCGGAUCCCGCUCAUCCCCGACCUCCCUCCCCUGCUCUGGGCUCACCUUGGGAUGAUCAAUGCCGUGGCGAUUUACGGCGUUAUUGUCGCGAUCAUUCUGCAAACGAAGCUCGAAUCCGUCGGCAAGGCCAGAUUGCACUCGCCCGAAGCGCUCCGCUCUGGUUACGCUAUAUUCAACUCCGGAAUCAUCGUGGGUCUCGCGAACCUUUUCUGUGGGUUGUGUGUGGGCAUUAUCGGCAGCAGCUGUGCGUUCAACAUGGGCUUGAAACGUCUCCUCCACGCUCUUCAGGUUUCGUUGUACCGCCGCGUCACGGUGACUCGGACCGCCAAGAUGCGUUUCACCAUGCUCGCGCGCCUCUGCACGCUCGCCUUGCCGCUUCUCAGCGUCGGCCUCGGAGGCACUGAUGAUUGCGACCCGGCGAUUCCGGCGCGGAUGCCGGCCCUGCUGACAGCGCGCGCGCAACCCCUGGCGGGGCCGCGGUGCGUGAACCGGUUUCCGCAGAAGCCGCUGUGUAAGUUCGUCGACGACCUCGCCGCGUCGCCGCUCACCUUCCUCGACGCGCCGGCCGGCGAGACCAUCAAACUCGGCGCGUAUGACGUCUACCAGGCGAGUGCCAUUGCUAAGUUCCAUCGCGACCUGCCCGGCACCAAGGUGCAUGCGUGCGGCGCCUCCCGCAGCUCACACAGUCCCCUCCCCUUUCAAAUCUUCCCUCUCCCCAACCCAUCCCGCCCCCCCCACUCCGCCUGCCCAAUGCGAGCAGAAGUUCCAUCGCGACCUGCCCGACACCAAGGUGUAUGCGUACGGCGUCUCCCGCAGCUCGGCGCGCUACCCAGGCCCCGUGCUCGUCGCCAAACGUGGCACCACCACCAAGGUGAGAGCGGCAGCACGAGCACCAGCGAGGUGAGCACCAGCGAGGUGAGCAGCAGCAAGGUGAGCAGCAGCAAGGUGAGCAGCAGCAAGGUGAGCAGCAGCAAGGUGAGCAGCAGCAAGGUGAGCACCAGCAAGGUGAGCGCGGCAGUAGCGGCACCAUGUCGUGAAUCUUCCUCUGUCCACCCUCAUUCCCUUUCUCCCCUGUGUAUCCUGCUGACUUCUCCUUCUCUCCUUCCUUCCCUGCCACCCGUACUGCUGAUCAGGUUCAUCCCUUCUUCCUCCUGGCGUAUGUAA